AUGACUGCUGUAAGAACUGUAUCAUACAGAUAUGUGAUCAAUGGCCAGGUAAGCAACAUUGUGAAGGCAAGACGGGGCUUGAAACAAGGAGAUCUUGUCUCUCCCUUGUUAUUUGUGCUGGUAAUGGAAUAUUUACACAGUUGUUUGGCAGAAUUGAAAGAGACACCUGGAUUUAAACAUCAUCCUAGAUGUGCUAAAUUGAACAUCACCAACAUCUGCUUUGCUGACGAUUUAAUGUUGUUUUCUAGGGGUGAGGAACAACAGGCAAUCUUGAAGACAACACAGUUUGUGGAAGGUAAACUACCUUUUCGAUAUUUGGGAGUGCCACUCUCUAGCCGAAAGAUAUCAAUUGCACAAUGUCAAUCGUUGAUUGAUAAACUGGCAAUGAGGAUCCAACACUGGUCGAUCAAAAUGCUCAGCUAUGCGGGUCAUCAGCAACUGAUUAAUAGUGUUUUCAUGGCUAUUUUGAGUUAUUGGAUGCAAGCUUUUCCUAUACCUAAAAAGGUGAUAGGUAAAGUGGAAAGUAUCUGCAGAAAUUUUCUCUGGUCGGCAAAAGCAGAGGGCAGAAAAGAUUAUGUGGCAUGGGAGAAUUUAUGUGAACCUAAAAAUGUUGGGGGGGCUAAACAUCAGAGACCUGCAUCUGUGGAACAAGACUAUGAUGGUGAAGUUACUAUGGAAUAUCCAUAUGAAGGCAGACAAACUAUGGAUUAG
Molecule: messenger RNA, 711 nt
Organism: Vicia villosa (hairy vetch)
Lineage: Eukaryota; Viridiplantae; Streptophyta; Magnoliopsida; Fabales; Fabaceae
Exons: 2
Coding region: 1-711 (236 amino acids)
Source: RefSeq, a predicted model, not a curated record